Acanthosepion pharaonis is the source of this 1668-nucleotide messenger RNA. The record is from the annotation of a GenBank genome assembly. NCBI's taxonomy places the organism in Eukaryota, Metazoa, Mollusca, Cephalopoda, Sepiida, Sepiidae.
UUGCCUCGCUCUCUUUCUUCUUCUUCUCUCUCCCCUCUCUCUCUCUCUCUCUCUCUCUCUCUCUCUCUGACUCUCUUUCUUUACCUUAGCUCUCUCCUUCUGUCUAUCACUAUAUUUCACUCAUUUUUUGUCUUCUACCCCCUUUUUAACUUUUACUCUCUAUCUCACAUCUAUCUAUCUAUCUAUCUGCUGACUUUCCCUAUCUAUCUAUCUAUCUAUCUCAGUAGUUCUCUCUCUCUCUCUCUCUCUCUCUCUCUCUCUCUCUCUUUCUCCCUCCCUCUAACAAUAUAUAUUAGUUUGUAUAUAUAUAAAGUUUUUCAUAUCUAUCUCAACAUGUUCGCGUUUGUUCAUAUCUACCUAUCUAUCUCACUAUCUAUCUAUCUAUCUCAGUGUGUUCAUAUCUAUCUAUCUGUCUACCUCAGUCUGUUCAUAUCUAUUUAUCUAUCUGUCUCAGUCUAUUCACAUCUAUCUAUCUGUCUCAGUUUCUUUAUAUCUAUUUCGCUGUCUCAGUCUGUUGAUAUCUAUCGUUCUCAGUCUAUUCAUAUCUAUCUAUCCAUCUAUCCGUCUGUCUGUCUCAGCCUGUUCAUAUCUAUCUAUCUAUCCGUCUGUCUGUCUCAGCCUGUUCAUAUCUAUCUAUCUAUCUAUCCGUCUGUCUGUCUCAGCCUGUUCAUAUCUAUCUAUCUAUCUAUCUAUCUAUCUAUCUAUCUAUCUAUCCGUCUGUCUGUCUGUCUGUCUCAGCCUGUUCAUAUUCAUUCUAUCUAUCUAUCUAUCUAUCUAUCUAUCUAUCCGUCUGUCUUAGCCUGUUCAUAUCUAUCUAUCUAUCUAUCUAUCUAUCUAUCUAUCUGUCUGUCUGUCUGUCUGUCUGUCUGUCUCAGCCUAAGAGUGGAAGAGAAUGGUAUGGUAUGGUAUCUAUCUAUCUAUAUAUCUAUCUAUCUAUCUAUCUAUCUUUCAUAUCUCUUUAUUCACAUCUAUCUACCCAUUUCUAUCUAUUUCAUUCUGCUUUCUUUCUUUCUAUCUAAUUUGGUACACUAUCUAUCUAUCUAUCUAUCUAUCUAUCUCAGUCUGUUCAUAUCUAUCUAUCUAUCUAUCUAUCUAUCUCAGUCUGUUCAUAUCUAUCUAUCUAUCUAUCUAUCUAUCUAUCUGUCUGUUCAUAUCUAUCUAUCUAUCUAUCUAUCUCAGUCUGUUCAUAUCUAUCUAUCUAUCUAUCUAUCUAUCUCAGUCUGUUCAUAUCUAUCUAUCUAUCUAUCUAUCUAUCUCAGUCUGUUCAUAUCUAUCUAUCUAUCUAUCUAUCUCAGUCUGUUCAUAUCUAUCUAUCUAUCUAUCUAUCUAUCUAUCUAUCUAUCUCAGUCUGUUCAUAUCUCUUUAUCUCAUUUUGCAUGCUUUCUUUCUUUCCAUCUAAUUUGGUUCAAUAUCUCCCUAUUUGGUUAUCUAUCUAUCUAUCUAUCUAUCUCAGUCUCUUCCUCAUCUAUCUAUCUAUCUCAGUCUAUUCAUAUCUCACUAUCUGAUUCUGCUUUCUAUCUGUCUAUCUAUCUAUCUAAUUUGAUUCAAUAUCUCUCUAUUAACUACUUUGGUACAAUAUCUAUAUCUCUGUCUAUUUAUCUAUCUCAUUUAUUCCUCAUCUAUCUAUCUAUCUAUCUAUCUGUUUUAACACACAUACUUCACCGCUAA